Molecule: messenger RNA, 10297 nt
Organism: Girardinichthys multiradiatus
Lineage: Eukaryota; Metazoa; Chordata; Actinopteri; Cyprinodontiformes; Goodeidae
Product: glutamate receptor ionotropic, NMDA 2A-like
Exons: 15
Coding region: 770-5413 (1547 amino acids)
Biological process (GO): long-term synaptic potentiation; monoatomic ion transport; excitatory postsynaptic potential
Cellular component (GO): postsynaptic membrane; plasma membrane; postsynaptic density membrane
Molecular function (GO): NMDA glutamate receptor activity; transmitter-gated monoatomic ion channel activity involved in regulation of postsynaptic membrane potential
Source: RefSeq, a predicted model, not a curated record
GGAAUUGUUGUUAAAUCUGACGGUGAAGUGUCACACGCUCACUUCUGCCUUAUAAGUCUUUUCUUAUUAUUCUUAUUUUAAAGUAAGCGACUUGCUGAUGGACCAUUAGCGCAUAGAGCUGAGCAGAGACAGACCUACCAGUCCGUCUAUCAACCUGCCCCUGCAUCUGCAGUAGCGCGCGGUGACAUACACACACGAGAGCAUUCGGCUCGCGCGCACACGCAAGAAACAGCGAGUCCCGCGCGCGGUUCGCAUCCCGUUCGCUGCCCGGAGCACCUCCAACUGUACGCAGCUAUAGCCCCAUGUACAUUGUGCGUGUCCGCGUGCGUCCGGUGGUUGCUCGCUUGCUUUUUCCACCCCCGCUGCGCCUCCUCUCCUCUCCCCUCCCGGGACAAGGAAUACCGAGAUCCAGGGAGCUGUAAUCACACAGAGGCAAGUUGAGUCCCCCCCCUCCGCCCCCCCAACAAUGCGCGGGGGCCAACAGAGAUUGCAGUGGAGAAUCAGCAGUGUAGGCGCACACACGCGAUGAAGAUUGGAUUACAAAAAGAAAGAGGAAAAACAGUGAUUUUAUUUCGCCUCAAUGUGAGGUGUUAAAACAAGAGGAUUUCAUUCAUCUUUUUUUUUGUGAACCGCGCUUGGAAUUAUUCAUUACCAGAGAUUCUGUGAUUUUCUUUUCCCCUCCCUGCAUGGUUAUUCAAGGGAGAGAGUGGACUGUUGCAAUGUCAUCUCACACCGCUGUUUUGGACCUCUGUGGAAGGGAGAUGCUGGGAUGAAGUGGUUUAGCACCAUGUCCCUCGGCAGCAAAAGGAGUAAGAGGAGGAGUAGAAGGAGCAGCAGUCAUAGCAGUGGAGGUGAAAGUGCACUGCUCUCCCUGGCCCUUUUGGUGGCGGUGACAGUCAUGGUAGACCCUGUGGCAGCACAAAAGCAGCGGACUGGCGGUGGUUCGGAGAAAGUGCCAGUACUGAACAUUGCUGUGAUCCUGGGGCGCACACGCUACAUCUCAGACCGUGAUAUCCGGGCUCUGUGGAGCAAAGAGGACCCUAUCGACGUCAAUGUGGUCACACUGCUGGUCAACGAGACUGACCCAAAAAGCAUCAUCACCCACAUGUGCGACCUGAUGUCAGGGACCAAGAUCCACGGUGUGGUGUUCGGGGAUGGCACUGACCAAGAGGCCAUUGCCCAGAUUUUGGAUUUUAUUUCCUCACAGACACUCAUACCCAUUUUGGGCAUUCAUGGAGGGUCAUCCAUGAUUAUGGCUGACAAGGAUGUAAAGUCGACAUUCUUCCAGUUUGGUGCUUCUAUCCAGCAGGAGGCUCUGUUAAUGCUGAACAUCAUGGAAGAGUAUGACUGGCAUGUGUUCUCAAUUGUCACAUCAAAGUUUCCUGGAUACCAGGAGUUCAUCAACAUCCUAAAAACUACAGUGGACAACAGUUUUGUGGGCUGGGACCUGCAGAAUAUAAUAACUCUGGAUGCCGUGGAGGAAGACAGCCGGUCUCAGAUCAUGCUCAAGAAGGUCCAGUCUCCAGUGGUACUGCUCUACUGCUCUAAAGACGAAGCGGUAUACAUCUUGGAGGAGGCCCGCUCUCUGGGCCUAACUGGAUUUGGUUACAUCUGGAUUGUGCCAUCACUCACAACUGGGAACCCCGAAAUAACACCAGAAGCGUUUCCAUCGGGGAUGAUUUCAGUGUCAUACGAUGACUGGGACUAUCCAUUGGAGGCACGAGUUCGCGACGGACUGGGGAUCAUAACAUCUGCCGCAGCAGCUAUGUUGGUGGAGUACGGCGACAUCCCUGAAGCCAAAACAUCCUGUUAUGGACAGAUGGAAAAGACAUCAAAGCUGCCACCUAGUGCACUACACAAGUACAUGAUGAAUGUGACAUGGGAUGGCAGAGACUUGUCAUUCACAGAGGAUGGCUACCAGGAAAACCCAAAGCUUGUUGUAAUCGUUCUCAAUAAAGAGAGAGAGUGGGAAAAGAUGGGGAAACUUGACAAUGGCAGCCUGACACUAAAAUAUCCAGUGUGGCCACGGUUCAACUCUUUCGGCGAUGCCGAGAUGGAUGACAACCACCUGUCCAUCGUUACCUUGGAGGAAAAACCUUUUGUUAUUGUGGAGGAUGUUGAAAGACUCACUGGUACCUGUAUGAGGAACUCUGUGCCCUGCAGGAAGCAUAUCAAAGACAACACAACCGAAGCUGGUGGAACGUAUAUCAAAAAGUGUUGCAAAGGUUUCUGCAUCGACAUUCUGAAGAAGAUUGCCAAGUACGUCAAAUUCACCUACGACUUGUACCUGGUUACCAAUGGCAAGCAUGGCAAGAAGAUCAAUAACGUCUGGAAUGGGAUGGUGGGAGAGGUGGUCUAUAAGAAAGCCGUCAUGGCCGUCGGAUCUCUGACGAUCAAUGAGGAGCGUUCUGAGGUCAUCGAUUUCUCCGUCCCGUUCGUAGAAACUGGGAUCAGCGUCAUGGUCUCACGUAGCAAUGGAACUGUCUCGCCAUCAGCUUUUCUCGAGCCAUUCAGUGCAUCAGUGUGGGUGAUGAUGUUUGUGAUGCUCCUACUGGUGACUGCAAUGGCUGUCUUCAUGUUUGAGUACAUCAGUCCUCUUGGCUUUAACAGGAACCUGGCGCAAGGAAAAGACCCCCAUGGUCCUUCUUUUACCAUGGGCAAGGCAGUUUGGCUGCUGUGGGGUCUGGUCUUUAACAACUCUGUGCCAGUGCAAAACCCCAAAGGAACCACCAGCAAGUUCAUUGUGUCAGUGUGGGCCUUCUUUGCUGUCAUCUUCCUAGCCUCCUACACUGCUAACUUGGCUGCCUUCAUGAUUCAGGAGGAGUUUGUUGACCAAGUCACUGGGCUGUCAGACAACAAGUUUCAGAAUCCAUAUGCAUACUCACCUCCGUUCCGCUUUGGGACAGUCCCAAAUGGAUCCACUGAGAGGAACAUCCGCAAGAACUACCCAGCCAUGCACCAGUACAUGGUGAAGUACCACCAAACUGGUGUUGUGGACGCACUUGUCAGCCUCAAAUCAGGUAAACUGGAUGCCUUCAUCUAUGAUGCUGCAGUGUUGAACUACAUGGCUGGAAGAGAUGAAGGGUGUAAGCUGGUGACCAUCGGCAGCGGGUACAUAUUUGCUACCACCGGUUAUGGCAUUGCUCUUCAGAAAGGUUCCUACUGGAAGCGACAGGUGGAUCUGGCCAUCUUGGCUAUAAUCGGAGAUGGUGAAAUGGAAGAACUAGAAGCCCAGUGGCUAACAGGAAUUUGCCAUAAUGAGAAGAACGAAGUCAUGUCCAGUCAGCUUGAUGUGGACAACAUGGCGGGGGUCUUCUACAUGCUGGCCACAGCAAUGGGGCUCUCCCUCAUCACCUUUGUCUCAGAGCAUCUCUUCUACUGGAGGCUGAGAUACUGCUUCACUGGAGUCUGCUCUGGCACGCCAGGACUACUUUUCUCCAUCAGCAGGGGAAUCUGGAGCUGCAUCCAUGGAGUACACAUUGACAUGAAGAAAAAGACAGACCUUGACUUCAGCCCCCAGGACAAAAUGCUUAGGCUAAUUAAAUCUGCCAAACAAAUGACCAACAUGUCUAACCUCAGUGGCUCCCGCAUGAACUCACCUAAACGAGAAUUCAUGCACUCUGCUGGUCCCAUGAUCAUGGACAUGAUGGCAGAGAAAGGCAACUUCAUUUAUGCUGAUAACAGAAGUUACGCUCCCAAAGAUAUGAUCUAUGGGGACACCGGUGACCUUCAGUCUUAUCUUGCAAAUCGCCACAAAGACCACCUCAACAACUACAUCUUUCAGGGUGGGCAGCAUCCCUUGACCCUGAAUGACGCCAAUCCAAAUACUGUAGAGGUAGCAGUAAGUGCUGACACGGUCCAAACAAAUGCCAAACCUCAGCGAACAUUGUGGAAAAAGUCAACUGACACACUGCGUUCUGUGCCACCGGGGCCUUCUCCAAUCCCUGACAUGCUUAUGCCAGAUCCACGAAUAUCUAUGAAGACACAGCGCUACCUCCCAGAAGACACAGCCCACUCUGACAUCUCUGACUGUUCAAGCAGGGGAGCCACCUACAAGGAACCAGAAAACAACAAACACCUGAAACCCAAGGACAACUUAAAAAAAAGAUCCGUGACGUCAAAAUACCCUAGGGAUUGCAGUGAGGUGGAGCUGUCCUACUUAAAAACUAAGCAGGUCAGCGGUGGAACCAACCAAAGUGGGAGAGGAGGAGGAGGAGAGAAAAUCUACACAAUUGAUUCAGACAGAGAGAUGAGCCUCCAUUCAGACCCCAUUCACUACCGUGAGAGUCAUGGUCUUGCAGCAGAUGAUUUGGAUUACCCUGAGAUUUACUCUGACCAUGGUGAUAACUAUAGAAAGUGUGAGCAGCCAAUCAUUCAUCUGAACUCCUCACCUAUGCAUCACGCGGACUCAGAUCUUCUGCCAGACUCAGCUUACUCUAAACACUACAGCCUAAAAGAGAAAAAUAUGUCCUUCUCCCCUCACGAAUCCAUUGAUCGCUAUAAACAGACACACUGCCGAUCCUGCUUGUCCAAAGUACCCACUAGCUACCAACAAGGAGGGCCAUAUGUCUCUGCAGGAUCUGCCACAGCAUCUGGAACGCGAUCUCCAUACAAUCGGUGCGACGCAUGCCUCCACACAGCCAACUUGUACGACAUCAGUGAGGACCAGCUUCUUGGUGAGCCCUUGGUUAGUCCCACCAUGCAUCACCAAGAGCAGCAGCAGCCAGAUGAAAUGUUUGGUUUGUAUUGGCCACAGACAGAUGGGCCACAUGUUCAAAAAAGAAACCGCUUGAGGCUAAGUCGUCAGCACUCCUUUGAUAACAUCAUGCUUGAAAAGCCCAAGGAUGUGGACCUGGGCAGGCCAGCACGCAGCGUCAGCCUCAAGGAGAAGGACCGCUUCUUGGACUCAGCAUCUGACUCCCACUAUGCCAAUCUCUUCGGGAUGCGCCCUUACUCUGGCAGACUCUUUGGCACUGGGUCUAAAUCAAUGCUGUUUAACAAUAACCUUGAGGAAAGCAAGAGAAGCAAGUCCCUGUACCCAACCCAUGGCUCAGAAAACCCUUUCCUCAGUCACUCUCUGAGGGAUGAUACCAGCAGCAGACUGGUCCAUGGGCGUAGCUCCUCUGACAUUUACAAACAGCUGGCAGUAGGUUCUCCUGCAUUGGCGCUAGGAGCAGCUCCCAUCAAAACACGCAAUGAUGCGAACAAUCUUCGCUCAUCUGUUAAAUCCACCUCUUCAUACUGCUCAAGGGAUGGGCGGAUAGCUAAUGACAUGUAUAAUAAAGAGCAUGUGAUGCCUUACUCAGCCAAUAAGACUAGUGCAUACCCAGCCUCAAGGGGUGUCCUAAACUCAGCCCAGUUCAGCAAUAGACGGGUGUAUAAGAAAAUUCCCAGUCUGGAGUCAGAUGUUUAGUUGAUAUAAGCAAUGUUUUCUCUCCCUCUAACUCCUCUAAGGGUUUGUAUUAUAAUUUAUCAACUAUGUUAUCCACUAAGGGAUGUCAUAGCCACCUGACCAUUUUUCUUCUCUUUGACAUUGUAAUAAAAAAAAAAAAACUUCUGGCCCACUUGGGACAAAUUAUAUUGCUAUUACUCUCUCUGCAGAUAAUAUCACCAUAUUUGUCCAUUCUCUCCCAUGUACCAUACAGUUUAAUAUUUGGUUAGCACUUUGCUGUAAGGUUAUACGUGGGAGGAAGAAAACAUAAUAGUGCCAUUUCUGAGAUUGGAUUAGGUUUCUUUAUUGGAGAAAUCCUGCUUUUGUAUUAGAAGGAGAGUGAGUUGAUAUGUGCUGGAAAUGAUCACACAUUGAUGGUGGCAGUGAGUUUUUCUGAAGAAGGAUUAAGAAAAAGUGAAAAAGGAGCUAAUGCCUUCAGUGACCUCCUUCUCACCUUUUUUCUUUUUCACGUUUACUGACAAGUUUACUAUCAGAAUGGGUCUGAAAAGGGAGACUAAAUGAGUGAGCCAGACAUAUAGGCAUUCAUGGAGGGCAGGUGUGACCAGCGGUCGGCUGCUUGUUAAGCUGACAAAUGUACCAACGACACCUGGCAUUGAAGGAGGAUAGAAAGAGGAUGAUAGGGUGAGCAAAUAAGUGAAAGACUGGAACAGCUGGCAAUUUCUGGAAGUUAGUGAUUGCAGGUUUAGUCAGACUGUGGUUUUCUAUUUUAAAAACCAUGUAAACGACACUACAUUGAUGAGAAGAUGAGAACAAUGCAGGUGCUACAAAAUGAAUAAUGUUUACAAGCUGAAAAAAGCCAGACUUAGAAAAUGGCUUACAAAAAGAAAAGACAAGACGGGAAGGAUGAGGGGCAUUUCAUUCUUCGCACUGCACAUAUAAAAUGAUUGCAAAGUCUUACGUUUUUAUUCUAUUCAGCUAUAAGACUUAAAAAUCUAUAUAGAAAUUUUGUGUUUGCUUAUUUGGUAGCACAAUAGCAAUUAGUCAAAAAAAAAACUCUCUCCCACAUUUGCAUUUGAAAAAAAGGCAUAGCUUACUGAAAAAAUCCUCAGGAGUAGUAGGUUAUUUUGCAUGUGUUUAUUUUUUUUUCCUUCAUAAGAAAAUAAAAUCCACAAAAAUACUUAAACACACAUUCAUUAUGUUUCUGAAAAGGGCAAGGUUAAAGGUGGUGGAUGGAUAUUGUACAAUGCAAUCUUUUAACUCUGACCUUUAAACAUAGUAAACCUGUAAAGAUAAUGAUCAAAGGGAACAAAGAUGUUACAACCAAAAGGGGAAAGAUGACAACCAUGUCUUUCAUCGCCUUGUCUGGGGGAAGUGCAGGGAUAAUUUUGUCUUUUGACAUCUCUGCCGAUAAAAACAGGGUAUUUAGCUAGAAAAAAAACAAACCUCUUAUAAUCCCCUUCUUCUCUGUUUUCCUUCAUCUACAUAUAGUGUGUUCAACGAUAAUGGAAUAAUUCACAUUUAUUUAAUUAGAUUUAAGUCAAGUUUAUUCUUAAUUGACAGAACAAGGAUUUGCAGUUUAUUAGUAUUUAAAGGGCAUAUAUCUUCAUUUUUAUAAUGAUUCCUUUUUAUUUGUUUUCAGGCUCAAGGUUCACGAUAAUUAAUUUUCAUGACAAAUUAAGAAAUCUAAAAACCAUGAAAGAAAAAAUAGAGGUUGAAAAUUGCUGAAGAGUAAUUGUGUUGGGUCUGAAAUGGUGAACUCAGAAGUAUUGAUACCAAAAGAAAUUGUUGCAGAUGAACAUAAGCACUUGAGUUAAGCAUUUAGGAUAACCAAGAGCAGUUAUUGGUGUAAUGUAAUCAGUGGAUGUCAGCGGAAAUACAAAAGGAAAAACCACCUAAAAAAAAAUGUAUGUUCUUACAUGUUCUCGAUAAAUUUUAUACUUGUAAGCAAGCUAUGGCUGCCUUGAUGGUCUGGCUGAUUUCUUUCCUAAUUGUAGCAUUAAUAGUGUCAUGUCCUCUUCUCUCAGGUUUGGGGUGUCCCUUCCCUUAAAUCAAAGAUUCUAAUUGUUUCAUAAUCUUCAGGCAAAAAAAUCUUCAUUUUGAUCUUAAAAGCAAAAGUACUCACUCCGUCAUGCUUUCUGUAUUGCUGAUAAGUGCAAUCACAUCCAUUUGACAAUUUCCUGAUAAAAAACUAAUUUAUUAUUAACACUAGGACUCCCAGAAUUCUAACACUACUAGAACUCCCAAGCCCAUUAAUUUUAUGGCGAGCAUUCUGGAUUAUAUUGGUCAGAAUGCGAAAGGUUUUCUUGCAUGCUAUAAAAUUAUGGUUUUGACAAGAAUUAAUAAUAGUAUUUGAUCAAAACCUAUUAUGUUUUAUUAUUAUUUAUAAAUAGUACUGAAAAAUAAUACAGAGGUGGGGUACAGCCAAGACAGAUGGCCUAUCCAUUACAGGGCAACACAGGACAAAUAAUCAUGCAUUCACCACACAUUCACACCUGAGGGUAAUUUAGAGAGACCAAUUACCCUAACAGUCACGAUUUUAGACUGUGGCAAAAAGCCGGAUUACCCAGGGAGAACCUAUCCAUGCAUGGCAGAACAUACUCCGGGACCUCAAACCCAGAACCUCGCUGCUAGACAACUGUGCAACCAACUCCACCACGGUGUAGCCCACUUCCAGGUUAUAUGUUGAAUAUGCAUCAAAAGGCACCAGAGGCAUGCAUACACCACCUGAGGUGUGGUUAAAAAGUUAUUUCGGUGGUAAAAAAACACUUUUAAAUUAUGAUUACGAUUUAUUUAUAUUUUAUCAAAUAUUAUAAAUUUUAUGGCUCUAAAAUAUGAUUAUAUUUGCCCUUUAAACACUGUAGUCUCAAAGGAAAUUGUUCUCAAAUUGUGAACAAUCCAGGGCUCUUGAGGAAGAAGAAUUCUUGAGAUGGAUCCCUUUUUUAUUUCCUUUGCAGCAUUGUUUGGGUGUGAUGUGGGCUGGGGUGGCUGGAACCAAGGAGGCUCCACUGUUAUAUACUCUAUACAUAUCUAUCUGUGGGGAUUUAGUGUUAUCCAUGCAUGGCAGAUCUUGGGCAAGCUUGAAAUGAUAACCAAAACAUUUUUGAGGGUGUGGGAUUAAUCUGAUUGUUUGUUCAUUUAUCUGUUUAAUUACAUGUUUUGAUAAAUACGUGCAUAUACUUCCAUUUUCACUCGUGCCAAAUGUUUUGUAGCAUAAAGCUGUACAAAUUGCACAUUUAAAAAAAGAAAAAAGAACUCAUGAAAUCAUGUUUGUUAACUGAUUUGCUUGAUUGAUUGGAUCCACUAAGCCAAAUUUUAUCAAAUAAAAAUACCUCAGGAUGAUUCUGUGCAGUUUGGACAAGCAGUAGCAACAGAACAAAAUGUGCCACAGGUUUUUGUAGAACAUUUUUUAAAAAUAGUGUAAAAAACAUAAACAUGCUACAAUUUCUAGUGGCCACAACGCAGAAUGAAACUUUUCUCCUGUUUACUAUACGAGUCCAAGGUCUUCCAGUUUCACUCUGUGUUGGAGCUCAUGCAACCUAAGAGAGAAAAGGAAGAAGAGGAGGGGAAAAAAAGGAAUAGUUGUAGGGGGCUUAGAUGUUUUCAGCGCUAGUUUUUUGCCAAACAGAGCACCCUUCAUGGAAUGAAUUCUAAAAAGCUACCCUCAUACGGAAUAAUGGGAUUGUCCCUCCUCUCUCUACUUGACUGCAUUAGCCACUGUGUUUCAGCUGAAGCUCCAUCUUUGCAAUUUUUUUAAAAAACACUGUCAUAUCACUGUUUUUGAGAUACUACAGUGAACCUCUCCUUGCUUCACAAACAGCUUAUCCCUAAUGUUGACUGAAACCCCUUUCUGUCCCCUUUUUUGCAUUUAUCUGCAUAUUUAUUAUGGUUAUUAUCAUAUUUAUCUCCACAUGCUGCCUGCGUGAGCUGUCAAGUGAACAAUAUGCACAUGGAAAAUAUCAACAAGGCACCCUUUCUUUUCAUGGACUCACAACAAUUCGUUCAGUUUGUUCAGGUUUUACAGAACCAUCAUGUAAACAGUUGCUAUCUUAUGUUAAAACACGCACCCAAACAUCCUCCCUUGUGAUGACAACCCUGCUCUUUUUAAAUAGCAAAAAUGUAUUUUAAUUACAUUUAAUGAUAAAUAAUGAGGUGAUGGCAUGCAACCCCAGAUGUAAUAAGUUUAUGUUUUUAUGUUUAUUUUGUUUGUUUAUUUUGGUUAUGAUGUUAUGAUCACUAAUACGUUGUAACCACAUGUGAGUAUAUACAUAUUUGAGAGAAAAAAAUAUAUAUAUAUAUCUAUGUUUAACACAUUGAAGAUGCUGCUGUUUUGAGGGAGAAGGCGAAGAACUGACCCCCCUUUGUGGCUCCCUCGUACUGGCGGACUGGUUGUUAUCAGGCCAUGUUUCGUCCAGUUGUGUAAUAGGUUGGGGGGGGGACAUCCUCGCUCUUCCUCAUAAGGCAGGUGAGAAAUACUGUAUCACCAGCUCUGCUUCUCUCUUACGUCUCCUUCAUGUGUGCCAGGACUUCAACUCUAAAGAAGAAGAAGGAAAAAAAGCAACCCUCAACUUUGAGUCUGCUAUCCCCAAAGAUACAAGACCUUUUUCUUUAUUGUUUGCUGUAAGAAUAGAGCUUUUUUUGUAAAAAAGAAGAACAAAAACUAACUUCGUCAAAGACUUUUAAGGAACUAUUUUGAAUAUAUUUAGAAAUUACACCUGUAAAAAUCGCUUGUAAAUUCAUACUGAAAUACAUCAUCUGGAGAAUUAUAAAGAGUAAAAACAAUAUUUUUUUGUGUGAAUUUCACAAGAGCUCUUCUGUACAGUGGCACUGUUUAUCUCUCUUUCUAUCUCUCUUUUUCUCUUUCUUUCUCUGUAGAGCAACUAGAAUAAAAUUUCACCAUUCACAAGG